UCCAUUACUUUCACUCACACACAAUCUGUGGCCACUAUACUAUAUUGUCUCUAUACUAUACCCCAUUGGCCUUCCAUUCUACGCCUGCGUCUCCACGCUGCCGGCCGGCCUGCGUCUGCACUGUAGCGCCGAAGGAGGAGAGAUCGGUUUUAAUUUGUUGAAUUUGUUAGAUUUGAGUUAGUGGAAGAGUGUUUUGAAAGGAUGGAGGCUUCACAGAGAAGAGCAGGGGCAGGGGCUGGAGGAAUGGUGCCAGUAUCGCCAUCUCAAACGCCUCGUUCGAGUGAUAAGGUCGGGAGAGAUAUGCGAUCGUUUGAGGGGAGUUUGAACGGAAAGCACGACAAGGAUAAAGGAGUCAAUGUACAGGUUAUUGUGCGAUGCAGGCCUUUGAGUGAGGAUGAGGUGAGAUUGCGUACGCCUGCAGUGGUCUCUUGCAAUGAAAACAGAAGAGAAGUAUGCGCAGUUCAGAAUAUUGCCAAUAAGCAGAUCGACAGGACUUUUGUCUUUGACAAGGUAUUUGGUCCGUCAUCCCAGCAAAAGGACUUGUAUGAUCAAGCAGUGUGUCCUAUAGUAUUUGAAGUUCUAGAGGGAUAUAAUUGCACUAUCUUUGCCUAUGGCCAGACUGGAACUGGGAAGACCUAUACAAUGGAAGGUGGAGCUAGGAAAAAGAAUGGCGAUUUUCCAAGUGAUGCUGGAGUUAUUCCUCGAGCCGUCAAACAAAUUUUUGAUAUAUUAGAGGCUCAGAAUGCUGAAUAUAGCAUGAAGGUUACAUUCUUAGAACUAUACAAUGAAGAAAUAUCAGAUCUUUUGGCACCAGAAGAGUGUCCCAAGUUCAAUGAUGAUAAGUCAAAGAAACCAAUAGCGCUGAUGGAGGAUGGAAAAGGUGGAGUUUUUGUUCGUGGAUUGGAAGAGGAGAUAGUGACCACGGCAAAUGAAAUAUAUAAGAUCUUAGAGAAAGGCUCUGCCAAAAGGAAAACAGCAGAGACGCUUCUCAACAAGCAGAGCAGCCGGUCUCAUUCUAUUUUCUCUAUCACUAUUCAUAUCAAGGAGUGUACUCCGGAAGGAGAAGAAAUGAUCAAAUGUGGAAAGCUGAAUCUGGUCGAUCUUGCUGGCUCAGAGAACAUUUCUCGUUCUGGGGCAAGAGAGGGAAGGGCAAGGGAAGCGGGAGAGAUUAACAAGAGCUUGCUGACGCUUGGCCGUGUCAUAAAUGCUUUGGUUGAACAUUCGGGUCAUGUGCCAUAUAGGGAUAGCAAGCUAACAAGGCUACUUAGAGAUUCUCUUGGAGGGAAAACCAAAACCUGUAUAAUUGCCACAAUCUCUCCAUCCAUUCAUUGUUUGGAAGAGACACUCAGCACAUUAGACUAUGCUCACCGUGCCAAAAACAUAAAGAACAAACCAGAGGUUAACCAGAAGAUGAUGAAAUCCGAACUAAUCAAGGAUUUGUAUUUUGAGAUUGAUCGACUAAAGCAAGAGGUGUAUGCUGCCAGAGAGAAGAAUGGAAUCUACAUACCAAGGGAUCGAUAUCUCCAGGAUGAAGCUGAGAAAAAGGCCAUGUCAGAGAAAAUAGAGCGUAUGGAGCUUGAUUUAGAUUCCAGGGACAAGCAAUUAACGGAGAUCCAAGAUUUGUACACUUCUCAGCAACAGCUGACUGUUGAAUUAAGUGAUAAACUUGAAAUGACUCAGAAAAAACUCCUGGACACCGAGCAUGCACUGCUUGAUCUAGAAGAAAGGCAUAGGCAAGCAAAUGCAACAAUAAAAGAAAAGGAAUUCUUGAUAUCUAACCUACUCAAAUCUGAAAAAGCCCUGGUUGAACGGGCACUCGAGCUUCGAGCAGAACUGGACAAUGCUGCAACAGAUGUCACCAAUCUAUUCUCGAAGAUUGAACGCAAGGACAAAAUAGAAGAUGAUAACAAAAUUCUUAUUCGGAAGUUUCAAUCCCAAUUGACUCAGCAGCUUGAAAUAUUACAUAAUGCUGUGGCAUCUUCAACUACACAACAAGAAAAGCAACUGAAAGACAUGGAAGAAGACAUGCACUCAUUUGUAUCCACAAAGACGGAGGCCACAGAAGAGCUUCGAGCUCAACUAGAUAAACUGAAAACCAUGUACGGUUCUGGGAUCAAGGCAUUGGAUGAAUUGGCUGGAGAACUUGAUUCUAAUACUCAGUCUACUUUUGGACGAAUGAGCUCUGAAGUUUCUAAACAUUCCUCGGCUUUGGAAGAGCUGUUCAAAGGAAUUACUUCAGAGGCUGAUACUUUACUGAGUGAUCUUCAAGAUAGCCUGCACAGCCAGGAGAAAAAACUAACAGCCCAUGCCCAAAGACAACGAGAGGCCCAUAGCAGAGCCGUCGAAUCCACACGGUCAAUUUCAAAAAUUACUGUGAACUUCUUCAACACUUUAGAUGGACAUGCUUCAAAGUUGGGCCAAAUUGUUCAUGAGGCACAAGCAAUGAAUGAUCAGAAGUUGUCAGAACUUGAAAAGAAAUUUGAGGAGUGUGCUGCAGAUGAAGAAAGACAACUACUUGCAAAAGUUGAAGAGCUACUUGCAAGUUCAAAUGCUCGGAAGAAAAAACUGGUUAAAUGUGCAAUCGAUGAACUUCGGGAGAGUGCAGCCACUAGAACCAACAAGUUACAGCAAGAGAUGUCAACAAUGCAAGAAACUACUUGUUCUAUCAAAAGCGAAUGGACAACUUACACCCGGAGUGCCGAGUCUCGUUAUCUUGAGGACACAGAUUCAGUCGACAGCGGGAAGCAAGACAUGGAAAAAAUACUCUCUAAAUGUUUGGAACAAGCCAAAUCAGGUUCCCAGCAUUGGAAAAAUGCCCAAGAGUCUUUGCUUCAUCUAGAGAAGUGCAACGUUGAGUCUGUAGGCGAAAUUGUCAGGGGAGGGAUGGAUACAAUCGAAACCUUGCGCGGACGGUUCUCUUCUGCUGUGAAUUCUGCCAUGGUAGAUGCAGAUGCUUCCAGCAACACUCUCCUCUCGUCCAUUGAGCGCUCUUUGCAACUCGAUCGCGAUGCAUGCAGUAACCUCGACUCCAUGAUUGUUCCUUGUUGUGGAGAGUUGCGGGAACUGAACAGUGGACACUACCACAAGAUUGUGGAGAUCAGAGAAAAUGCAGGACAAUGCCUACUGGAAGAGUAUACGGUUGAUCAACCAUCAUGCUCGACGCCAAAGAAAAGACCAAUCAAUCCCCCGAGCAUUGCUUCGAUUGAGGAACUGAGAACACCAGCCUUCGACGAGCUGCUAAAGUCAUUUUGGGAUGGGAAAUCGUCGAAAGUGGCUAAUGGAGAUGUGAAGCAACAAAAUGUUUUAGACAGCAGAGCUCCCCUCACCACCAUUAAUUAAAACAAACACCACAUCGGUGAGUAUACAAAUAUACAAAGAUAGUAUUAAGAUUUAAUUUGCAGUUUGUACAGAGGGGUUUGGUUUUGAAUGCUAGCUACUCUUAUUUCUUCUAUUCUCAACCGUUUUUCAAUUCAUUUGUGGAGGAUGGAUGGAUAUGACAUAAAAAAAAAUAUUGUACAAGGAAGCAUGUUGAAUUUCAGUUUCAAACAA
Andrographis paniculata is the source of this 3549-nucleotide messenger RNA. Its product is annotated as kinesin-like protein KIN-5D. The record is from RefSeq and is a predicted model, not a curated record. Gene Ontology annotation, molecular function: microtubule binding; ATP binding; plus-end-directed microtubule motor activity. Bases 202 to 3339 code for a protein of 1045 amino acids. NCBI's taxonomy places the organism in Eukaryota, Viridiplantae, Streptophyta, Magnoliopsida, Lamiales, Acanthaceae. The transcript has 23 exons. Gene Ontology annotation, biological process: microtubule-based movement.